AUGUCCUCCAACGCGAGAGCGUCGCGGUCCGCGUCGCGUUACUCGAGCCCUGCGCACCCGCCGCACGCCACGGCCACCGGAGGUUUGAACGGGUCGCUCGAGGGCGGCUCCAAGGGGCCCGCGAACGAGGGCUCGAGGGCGUUCAUGGCCCGGUGGCUGGAGCCGUCGGUGCAGGCCAAGCCGAGCUUCGAGGAGGCGGGAUUGAUGCGGUACGGAGUGCUGGAGACUAUGGCCCCCCUGGGUGCCAUGCCCAAGCCCAAGAAGCCGGCGGGCGAGACGGGAGGCACCGUCGUCCGCAAAAUCAUUCUGCGCCCGUCAGGUUCCGCUGCCAACGCAUCCUCUUCUGCCACCAUCACUGCUGCCGCUGCCGCUGCCGCUGCCGCUCCCGCCACCACCGCUGCACAAGACGACCCCAAACCAGACUCGCAGCGGGCGCAGCAGCAAUCGCCGCCCACGUCUCCGCCCCCCCCGCCAGUUUCCCCCGUCCAAGUUGCACCCGCACCCUCACGCAGGAAGUCUCUGCCCACCGCCAAAGUUGUGGAAGCCGAGGACGACGACGACUACGACCCCAAGGGAGAAAAGGCACGCCGCAGGCGGUCCAAACGUGUUUCGAUGCCCGCGAGGAAAGCUCGACGAGGGUCCGUCAUCAUGGCCAAAACGGAAACCCCGGUACGGAGCACCCCCAAGAAGCGGCCUGCCCGCGUGGACCCCGAGGACAGGGCCUUCACCGACAAAGUUGUCGAGGCGGCGGUGGACGAGGCGCUGAAGCACUACCGGUAUCCUACGGCGUGGGCCCUGAGGACCCUCUACGACGAGCGGUGCGAUGAGGCCGAGUUUGUGGCCAUGGUGGAGGACGUUUUCAAGCAAACGGCCGACGCCGAGACGAUGCAGGAAUUUUCGCGCCUCCUGGAGGAGAAGAAGCGGGAGGGAAAGAGGGACAACCAGGGUUGCUACUACUUUGUGCCUCCCACCACCAACAGCCGGUUCACUCCGCACAAGCCAAAGCCUGCACCAUACGCAGGGCUCCUGCGCAACGGCGGCGACGACGACUCGGCUGCGGCAGAAACAACACCGGGCGCCGGCGAAGCGACAGCAGCGGCGACGCCAGGGGCAGGCGAGAGGCGGGCUGCCAAGAAGGCCAAAUUCUCGCACACCAGCGCGGACGCCGUCACAGGCACUGCUUCCGCCACGGCUCCAGCGACGACGCCGCGCAAAGCGGGCAGCGCCAGCAAGGUCGGCGCCGUGGUCAACGUGCGGACUCCGCGGUCCUCGCGCAGCAAGAGGCACGCCCGGCGGGAGUCGGGCUCGAGCAUCUCGUCGCUGUCGUCGGCCAUGAGCCUGUCGUCGCCCGAGAUAGGCGCGGCGAGCGUGCGAGGGGCGAUGGCGGCGACGGCAACUGCCAGGACCAAGAUCAAGAUUCCCAGGUCGACGACGGCGUCAGCGGCCACGGGCCCCAGGGCGGCCAGCGGCCAGCAGCGCCGCACAGGGCGGCACCGCGGCCGCGGCAACGACGGGGAUGAAGACGGCAACGGCAACAUCGCCACCACCAACGGCGACGACGACUACGACGUUAUCCAAAACAGCCCGUCGCUCAAACUCCGCAGGGGCGCUGCUGGAGGUGUCGCCGGCGCUGCCACCACGCCGGGGCCUGCUGGGCCCCAGUCCCAUCAUCAUGCGGAUGCGCCAAAAUCCCAGCCAAUCACCACCCGCGGCAAAACACUUGCCUCCAGCAAGCAGCACGCCGUGUCCAACGCAUCUGAAUCAAACUCUCCCACCCUUCCUCCUCAUCACCGUUCAUCGGGCCGCACUCGUUCUCAUCGCACGCCCGCGGUCGAUGAUGCCAGCACUAUGCCCGGCCGCCUCACCACGUCGUACGCAUCAGAGCUCUUCCCCAACCUGCCCGUCAAGGCCGCGUCCUCAUCGACCAAGGCGGCCCAGAACCCGGCCAAGGAUCCUAUGCACGGCGCCGAGGACGACGAUCCGUUCUGGGACAGGCGACGGGAUGCGCGCAGGGUCACCAACGGUUACGCGGCCCAGGAGAGCGCCGUGAGGGGGUCUCAGGAGGAGGCGGCCGUCGCGACGCCCGUCAGGACCACGCGCAAGACGCGACAGUCGCUCGCCGCCGCCGCCGCGCCGCCCAGCACUCGCGCGACGCGCUCCGCUAGCAAGCGCCCGGCCGAGGACGUUGUCGAGAGGACCGACUCUCCCGCGGCCUUUUCGUGGCAGGGCGAUGGCGGAUCUGUCCUCGGGUCUCGCGCUGCGACGCCCACGACGCUGCGCCCGGCUAAGAAGCAGCGGACUGGUUUGCGCGUCAAGUCAUCACCAGUCAAGAAGAAGGGAGGCACGGCUGCGGGCGUCCCCCGGUCGCUGGGCGAGGCCAACGCGACGCUCAACAACGGGGCGCCCAAGGACUCGACUUCGGACAAUGAUGAGUACUGCUCGGCGUGUGGCAACGCCGGCGACGUCGUCUGCUGCGACGGCUGCCCUCGCUCGUUCCACUUUGAGUGCGUCGACAUGGUGCCGUCCGAGGACCUGCCCGACGAGUGGUACUGCAACGAGUGCCUCAUCCGGCGCUUCCCGUCGCGCGUCCCCGUGCACAAGGGCAUCUUUGCCAGCGCCCUCAACAACCUCGAGAAGAGCAUUCCGCGCGCCUUUAGCCUGCCCAAGCGCGUGCAGAACCGCUUCGAGGGCGUCAAGGCCGGCGCCGACGGCGACUACGAAGACGUGGUCGUCAACAGGACGGCAAAGAAGCGGAACGGCUACGAUGAGCUGCCGGACUUCUUCAAGCAGCGCGAGGACGGCCAGGCCGUGCUGUGCCACGCCUGCCAAAAGCCCGCGACCGAGAUCCGGUCAAUCAUCCCCUGCAGUGCCUGUCCGCUCUACUGGCACAUUGACUGUCUGGACCCGCCGCUGGCUGUGCCCCCGGUGCUGAAGACGUGGCGCUGCCCGGCCCACGUCGACGAUAUCCUGAUCGAGGUGCCCAGCCUCGCACCGGCCCACCGCUUCCGCAAGGUCAAGGCCGCCCAAGCCAUUGCGCCCGCUCUCAGCCGUGGCCUCAAGAACAAUGGCCACAUUGAGAUCGAGUGGAGUGAAGAGGCUGACGAUGCCGACGAUUCGGGCUGGCCCGACGCGCAGUCCUUUGGCCGCACGUACAAGCUGCCCGCCAAGGGCGUCGUCCUCGACUUUAUCGAGCAGCUUCGACAUCAGGGUGCCGGAUACGGGUCCCGACGGAACGAGUCCAAGCGCGUGCCGUAUCCUUCUCCGCCGACACAGCGUGACUCGUCCUGCCCACUCCCCGGCUCUGCCCUCGAGCGCAAGGUUGAAGAGAUGCAGGUGUCCCUCAAUCUCAUUGGCCUUCAGCAGAAGCGAUCGGACGGCAUCAAUCAGCUGACGUCUGCUCUCCUUUCUGCUACCGACCAAAGUGUCCUGUCUCUGAUGGCCAAGGCCAAUGCCGACAACAUUGCCUCUGGCAACCUGACGGAUGACGACAAGCAGGGCCUGCGGGCCACGCUUGCGCAGAUGGAGGCGAUGAGCGCUCGCAUACGACAAGUCUUGGGCGACGACAAGCCGCUUCACGACAAUGCGGCCGGGGCUGCCGAUGCGCGCACUCCCGUGUCGGAGCCACCGGGCAUCCACGAAUCCUCGGAGAAGCUGGAGCAGCUCCCCCCCGUUACCGAACCCACUCCUCCGUCCACCAUCGAUCAUGCAGAAGGCUCCAUGGACCUCGACUAA
Messenger RNA from Purpureocillium lilacinum, 3732 nucleotides. RefSeq lists its product as uncharacterized. Gene Ontology annotation, biological process: regulation of transcription by RNA polymerase II. Lineage: Eukaryota; Fungi; Ascomycota; Sordariomycetes; Hypocreales; Ophiocordycipitaceae. Gene Ontology annotation, cellular component: Rpd3S complex. The record is from RefSeq and is a predicted model, not a curated record.